GCAGAAGCAAGUGGGUCCAGCUAAGAGGACAAGAUGAGCCAAGGACUUGGCUUCACAUUCGCUCUUCUGUCCCUCCUUGGUCCUGGUUCUGAGACCAUGGGAGUCCAGUUCUCUGGCUCUUCCUGGGUUCCAACUUCAGCUCAACCUAAAAAUCUGACCCCACUUCCAUGGACAGAACCUUCAGUGGCCACAUCUUGGGCAGGAGGUGAUGCUGUGUCCCAGCCAUUUUCCAAUUUCACCGGCUCCGUGAAUGACCGUGGAAUCUGCCAGUGCUCCGUCUCCCUGCCAGACACUACCUUCCCCGUGGUCAGAGUGGAACGCUUGGAAUUCACAGCUCAUGUCCUUUCCCAGAAGUUCGAGACAGAGCUCUCUAAGGUGAAGGAAUAUGUCCAGUUAAUCAGUGUCUAUGAAAAGAGACUCUUAAACUUAACUGUCCGAGUAGAGAUCAUGGAGAAGGACAGCAUUUCUUACACUGAACUGGACUUUGAACUGAUCAGGAUAGAAGUGAAGGAGAUGGAAAAACUGAUCAUACGGCUGAAGGAAAAUUUUGUUGGAAGCACAGAAAUUGUUGACCAGCUGGAAGUGGAGAUAAGGAAUAUGACUCUCCUGAUAGAGAAGUUGGAGACGUUAGACAAAAACAAUGUCCUUGUCAUUCGUCGAGAAAUUUUGGCGCUGAAGAAAAAGCUGAAGGAAUGUGAGACCUCUAAAAGUGAACACACUCCUCUUGUCCCUCCUCCUCCUGCCCCAGGAAGCUGUAAUCAUGGAGGUGUGGUGAAUGUCAGCAGGCCAUCUGUGGUUCAGCUCAACUGGAGAGGGUUUUCCUAUAAGUAUGGUGCCUGGGGUCGGGAUUAUUCUCCUGAACAUCCAAACAAAACACUGUACUGGGUAGCACCUUUGGAAACAAAUGGAAGGGCACUUCAAUAUUAUAGACUCUACAGCACAUUGGAUAACUUGCUGUUGUACACACAAAUUCGAGAAUCUCAGAUUAGCUCUGGCCAAGGUAGUGGUACGACAGUUUACAAGAACAACAUGUAUGUCAAUUGGUACAACACUGGGAGGAUUGCCAGGGUUAACCUGACCACCAAUGCAGUGGCUGUGGAUGUAUGGCUCCCUAACGCUGCCUAUAAUAACCGUUUUUCAUAUGCUAAUGUGGCUUGGCAAGAUAUUGACUUUGCUGUGGAUGAACAUGGACUGUGGGUGAUUUAUGCAACUGAAGCCAGCACUGGUAACAUAGUGAUAAGUCUACUCAAUGACACCUCGCUUGAGGUGCUAAACACUUGGGUUACCAAGCAGUAUAAGCCAUCUGUUUCUAGCACCUUCAUGGUAUGUGGGGUUCUUUAUGCCACCCGUACUUUAAAUACCAGAACAGAAGAGAUUUUUUACUACUAUGACACAAACACAAGAAAGGAAGGUAAUCUGGCCAUUUUAAUGCCAAAGAUGCAAGAAAGAGUGCAGAGCAUUAAUUACCACCCCUUUGACCAAAAACUUUAUGUGUAUAAUGAUGGCUACCUUCUCAAUUAUGAUCUUUUCUUCCAGCAGCAACCCAAGUAAAGUGUCUAGGUGUUGGAGUGAAAAAGAAAUAAAAUGUUUGUUGUAAAUGGUCUUCUCUCUUAUUUAGAUAUAUGCAGGAGUAUCUAGAAGUAUUUCUCUUUAAUGGUGAUAUUUAGGUACAGAAUCUUGCAUCACUGGAUACCUAGGAUAGUUGUCCUGAUCUGAUGAUGGGCUCUCUUGGGAGUCUUCUGCUUCUUGGGAUGCAUUAUCCAAUGGGAAUAAGACUCUUCAGGAUGAGAUUGUUAGAGGUGAAUGGGCAAAAUGAGUCCAACAGAACCUAUAGUAAGGAGGCUUAAAAAACUAUGAAAAAAAUUAGGGAAUUCGUAUAGAUUCUGUUGGUUCUUUGUACAAGAAAAUUUGCUCAAUGAACAGUUCUUGUUUAUUAUAGCCUCAAUACUUCUUCUAUGCCUAAAAAGAACCUGAGGCUUAAUAAGGCAGAUUAAUAUCUGAAGGUGCUCAAGUGACUAAAUCUUCAACUUUGUCUUCUCACUCACUCUUGGAAUAAUGCUUUGUAAAUACCAGCUAAGUAAACUGGUACUGGAAAAUGCUCUGAGUUUUCUGAAGAAAGAACCUCUUAUGCAUUAAAUUGUAUACUGCCUAUCAAUCUUGGAAGGAUCUUCAGAUGAGGCACUUGAUUUUUUUUCUCCUCUUUUCUACCAGUUUAAGAGUCAGCAGAACUCUUUACUUGUAAUUUAAUUUGAAAGGCACAGCAUAAGAAUCAGACUUACCAAUCAGUGCUCCCAACCUCUCUCUACUGCUGGCAUUUUUUUGGUAAACAACGACAGCAAUAAACAUUAGCCAGUUUUCUAUGGGAUAGGCAUAGGAUAAAAAUUAAUUUUCCUUUGUGACAUCAUGAACUUUUACUUAGAUGGUUCUGGGUUAUAAUAAAAUCAGAUGACAAAGAUAAAAUGGUAGCACUUAUGGUUAGAGAGUAAAUACUUGGGGCAUAUGUGAGAGUUGGAUCAAUUAUUUCAUGUAAUUUUUGUUUUUGUUUAAGUCUGGAACUUAUAAGACAAUGAAAAUUUAAUUUGUUCUAGGAAGAGAUGUCAAAAAUCUGUGUAGAGUAUCUGAUAAAUCAGUGCAUUAAUUGAAAAAUGUUGCAGGUUUAGGUGGGCUUAUACUUUUGGAUGGCUUUAUUUUCUGGUUUUAGCUAUUUUAUAUGAUGUUUAAAUCCUAAUCUUAGGAUUGUCUACUUCAAUGCUGUACUCCUCUUUUUUACAAAAAUGAUUAAAAUGUCCUUUGGAAAAAA
Chinchilla lanigera (long-tailed chinchilla) is the source of this 2800-nucleotide messenger RNA. It is a transcript of the gene Olfm4, whose product is annotated as olfactomedin 4. The record is from RefSeq and is a predicted model, not a curated record. Lineage: Eukaryota; Metazoa; Chordata; Mammalia; Rodentia; Chinchillidae. Bases 34 to 1551 code for a protein of 505 amino acids. Gene Ontology annotation, biological process: signal transduction. The transcript is spliced from 5 exons.